Molecule: messenger RNA, 1356 nt
Organism: Ordospora pajunii
Lineage: Eukaryota; Fungi; Microsporidia; Ordosporidae
Exons: 1
Coding region: 1-1356 (451 amino acids)
Source: RefSeq, a predicted model, not a curated record
AUGAUACUAAGCUGGUAUAAGACUGAAGAUAUUGAUAUGAAUACGUUAAAAGAUGAAUUGAAGAAUAUAGUGAUAGCGCAUUAUUUGGAUAAGGAGUGCAAUGCUAAAGCCGAAUUAAAAGAUAGAUUAGAGAAUGUGUAUAAACUAUUGAAAUAUUAUAGUAGUGAAGGAUGGACAAAGAGUAUAAAUGAGGUUCUGAAGGAUGUAGAGGAUGAAGGUUCUGAGAUAGUAGAGCAUAUGUUUAAAGUUAUGUUAGUAAUAGAUGAGUGUGUGAAAAAUAGUGCAGCAGCAGGAAGUAACGAUGAAGCAAUAGAAAACCUGCUAAAUGAUCUUUUUAGUUAUGAGGUGAAGGACUCAGAAAUAGAGGUUGGAAUAGAUUUGAUUAGCAUUAGCGAUAGCACAGUGAGGGACAAAGUAAGGCAAGCAUUUGAAGAGGGGAUAAAAAAGAGGAAUGAAAAGGUAACGGAGCAGCUUACGAAAGCAUUUGAUUAUUGUAUUAAUGAUACUAAAAAGCAAAGCAUUGAAGUUUUUAAAUUGUUGCUUGAUUUUAUUAAGUAUAGUGGCAUAGAAGAUGUGAGUAGUACAGUAUGGAGUAAUAGUCUUCGAGAAGAUGUGAGGGAAAUGGCAGGAGGAAUUGCUGAUUAUAUUGAGAAGGCACUGAAAGGUCUGAGUAGAGCAUGUGACGGGAGCGAUGAGAAUGAAAAAAGCAAGGCGAUUCGUAUGGUGCUGCUUGAUUGGAUUAAUGAUAAUAACUAUAUGUAUUUUAUAGAUUCAGAUUAUUUAAAAUGUCUGGUGAACUGUAUGGAUGCUGGCGAUAAGAAGCGUAUAGUGGAUUGUGUAUUUGAAGAGAUGCAGAAUGAUAUAGACACGGUGAGUCGUGGAUGGAAUGCUGCUAAAUAUGAUACAGAUUAUGAUAAAUGGAAAGAAGCAAUCGAUGAAAACUUGCGUGGUUUUAUUACCAAGAGAGGUAUAAAUGAAGCAUUUAUGAUAGUAAGUUGCGCAGAAAUGAAAUACCGUAUUGGUGAAGACAUUAAUAUUAAUCAGCAGAGCCUUAUAGAUAUGUUUAAUGGUAUAGCUAAUGAAAAUAAAAACAACAAUCUAAUUGAGAUCCGUACCAAAUGUAAAGGGUAUGCAAUAAGCAAUUUAGAAGCGAAUUUUAUUGCUGAGAUUUUUGGCAUAUAUAAUGAAGAAAGGCUGAAGACGAUGUAUAAUAAGUUUCGGGGUGAGUCUGUGUAUAAACUUGAGGAAUAUGAAAAGAUGUUUGUACAUUAUGUGAAUGCAAUUGUUGGAAUUAAACAAACACUGAGAGAUGUCAGUGAUAGUGAAAUAAUGGAGGCGAUGCGCAGUAUGAUAUAG